Molecule: messenger RNA, 516 nt
Organism: Closterium sp. Naga37s-1
Lineage: Eukaryota; Viridiplantae; Streptophyta; Zygnematophyceae; Desmidiales; Closteriaceae
Source: the annotation of a GenBank genome assembly
AUGCAUUGUGGUUUAGCGGGCUUCGUGGAGCCAUGGCAUUUGCACUCGCACUACAAUCUAUUACUGAUCUUCCUGAUGAAUAUGAUUGAAUGCAGCGGUGCCCGAAGUGAACAUGAUGAUCAGGAUUCGCCGAAUGAGGAGAUAUUGGUAGCUCAAUUACCUGGAAAACCCCAGAGCAAUUUAAAGAGGAAGUUUCAGCAGCUGAAGGAGAAGGCUAGCUUCGCUUCAAUUGACAAGAACUUUUUGACCCCAGUAUUUGCAACACCAUCCCGCUCACAUCCGCGUCUUGUGGAGCUCGAUCAAAACAUUACGCCUCCGCAAGCUCAACGUCCAAGUUCUUCUUCAGUUGAUGGAACAGAAAGGAGAGCAGUGGAGAUUGAGCUCUCUCCGGUGGAUGAGUUGUUUCCAAUCGAUGAUGAUAGUAUGACUGUUCCCCUCACUACUGCGCUCUCAUUGCCCCUGGAAGGAGGCCACCUCAGUAGGCGUGCUAGCGCUAAUAGUCAGCAAGGAGGAUGA